This is a messenger RNA of Physella acuta, 1306 nucleotides long. Its product is annotated as substance-P receptor-like. NCBI's taxonomy places the organism in Eukaryota, Metazoa, Mollusca, Gastropoda, Physidae. Gene Ontology annotation, cellular component: membrane. Gene Ontology annotation, biological process: G protein-coupled receptor signaling pathway. The record is from RefSeq and is a predicted model, not a curated record. Gene Ontology annotation, molecular function: G protein-coupled receptor activity.
CAGAACUAAAGGCCGACAAUAGAGGAUACACAUUUAAAAUUAACUCUGGCUGCUUAGAAAUUAGAACAUCGUUUUCUUUACACGUGGAGCUUAUGUAAACAUGAAAGAUAAUCUUUCAUCAAACUCAGUACACAAAUGCUGGAUGUAAAUAUGCCAUGUGUACAUGCCGAGCUGCUACCUUCACAGUGUGUACAGGUACAGUGUGUUUCGUGUACAACAAACCAGAUAACAAUCAUCGAUCAGAACGGGUUGAAGAGUGCCUCAUGAGGUGCUGCUAGCAUGACCACAAUGGACACGCUCCACUGCGCAUGCCAGGUCUCCCACGGCGGGGUCACCUCCUACAGACCACCUGACCACCUCCAACUUCCCUGAAAACAAAACUACGAUGACGUCGUUCCUCCCCGUGGAAGAACGCAUCGUCCUCGUCAUGCCUGACGAUCUCCCCUUCAACGCCAGCCUGCUCGGCCACAACGACACCAACAGCAGCAGCGGCAACAGCACGGAGGAAAUCAUCGACUACAGCUGGAGUUUCGAGUUCUCCGUCAUCCUCGCCAGCAUCCUCUCCGUCGCCGCCUUCUGCAUCAUCGUCGGCAACUGCAUGGUCCUGAUGGUUAUAGUCCGCCACAGAGGGAUGCGAACCCGGACUAAUCUCUUCCUGGUCAACCUCGCUGUCGCCGAUCUUUUCGUCGGUCUUUUCGUUGUACCUUUCACUAUAACCACGUUAGUAGAAAACAAAUGGAUCUUCGGAGACGGGAUUGUAUGUAAAUUCAACGGGUGGAUGAACAGCUUCUGUUUAAUUAGCUCCAUCCAUACGCUGAUGUAUAUAAGUAUACACAAGUAUUAUUCCAUAGUUCGGCCGCUGAGCAACCCGCUCAAGUUGAGUUACAUCAUAGGCAUGAUGGCGGCGGCCUGGGUGUGGGCGGGGGUGUGCUCCACCAUGAACAUCAUGGGGCUGAAGGUGGAGUACAAGCCCGGGACGUCGCAGUGCGGCCCCAGGUACCCGGAUGACGUGCAGAGUUUUAUCAUACACGGGAUCCUGCAGGUCACCGUUAUACUGAUACCUCUCAUAAUCCUCGUCUUCUGCUACACCCGGAUGUUCCAGGAGAUCAAAAAACACUCGGAUCGUCUCCGCACCAACUCGACCGUGGCGGAGGACCUGAUCCUCACCCAGCAGAAGAAGGUGGCCGUGACCUUGCUCAUCGUCCUGGCCACGUUCGUCAUCAUGGCCCUCCCGUACCACGCCUACGCCAACUACACCACCAUCAUCAAAGACAAGAAACACUUUUCCAGUUACCUCAACCCUAUA